Molecule: messenger RNA, 1257 nt
Organism: Sporothrix schenckii 1099-18
Lineage: Eukaryota; Fungi; Ascomycota; Sordariomycetes; Ophiostomatales; Ophiostomataceae
Product: 6-phosphogluconolactonase
Exons: 1
Coding region: 1-1257 (418 amino acids)
Molecular function (GO): 6-phosphogluconolactonase activity; protein binding
Source: RefSeq, a predicted model, not a curated record
AUGUGGUCCUCCUUGUUUGCCUGGGCCGCCGCCACGGGCAACUUGGCUCUGCGCCACCUCUCACUCCGCCAGGACGCGGAUGCCGCAACCACCAGCACCGAGCCGGUCCUCCUCAUCGGCGGCGGUCCGUCCGGCACGAUUGCCGCGGCCACGUUUGACGGCACCACCUUUGACAUCAUUGCCAACAACACCCUGCCCGGCACCAGCCCCAGCUGGCUGCUCUACAAGGACCCCAACCUCGUCUACGCCGUCGACGAGAACAGCAACAGCACGCGGCUGUUCCAGUUCGACGCGACGACCAACGCCUUUGACCUGCUGCACGAGGAGCAGGGGUCCCAGGGCGUCGUCUACCUGUCCUUCAACCUCGACGCGACGCGCAUGGUGGGCGCCGCCUACGGGGCGGGCCAGGUGGACGUGUGGGACGUAUCGGCCGGCGCGGGGGGGCUGACGCUGCUGAAGCAGAUUGCAAGUGACGAUCCGCUGGGGCCCAACGCGGCGCGCCAGGAGGCACCGCACCCGCACCAGGCGCUGCUGGACCCCAGCGGGCGCUUCUUUGUGGUCAACGACCUGGGCACGGACACGCUGCUCGUGCUCGACACGCGCGACGACGCGUUUGCCGUGGUCAACCGCGUGCGCGUGCCCGACGCCGGCUGCGGUCCGCGGCACGCCGCCUUUUUCCCAGCCACGGGGGCCGACGUGCCGACCAACUACCUCGUGGUGUGCGAGCUGCUGAGCCUGGUCGAGGUGUUUGCGCUCAACAUCACGGACGACGGCGACGGCGGCAACCUGACGUUCCAGCACCUGCAAUCCAUCAGCACGUUCGACCCGCUGCAGCCGCCGGCCAACGCGUCGACGGCGACGGCCGCCGAGAUUGUCGUGUCGGCGGACAACCAGCACGCCUACGUGAGCAACCGCAACACGGGCAACGCCACGGACAGCGUGGCGCACUUUGGCCUCACGGGCGCGAUCGGGGCAACCUCGGGCGACGCGCUGGUGCUGACGUUUGUGGAGACCAUCUCGUCGGGCGGCCUGCAGCCGCGCAUGGUGUCGCUGUCGACGACGGACGGCAGCGAGGCGCUGCUGUUCGCCGCCAACCAGGACGGCGCCGCGGGCCUGCUGGCCAUUGCGCGGGACAGCACGAGCGGCAACCUGACGGCCGACGCGGCGUCGGCGCCGAGUGUGCCGCUGUCCGUGUUUGGCCCGGCCGGGAACGGGCCGCAGUAUGUGCAGCAAGUGCCUAUCGUCUUGACGAGUUAG